CGUACCCUACCGCGCGAAGUUUCCAAGUAUCAAUUUAUUUCGCUGCCGACCGCGUAUUGAAGAGGAACGAAAUUAGAUACAUAUGAACAUAUAUUAUUAUAAAUUUUAUUAAAAAUGAAUACGUAUUGGAACAUGUUUUAUUUGGAGCGUCCACCGUACGCAACAUGGUCUAUCGAAUCAACAUCUGCAACGGAAGCAGGUGUAAAUAUAGACAUAUGUAAACUUGCGCUCGAUUCGGCAAUCAAUGAUCUAGAAUCAAUGGAUAUUCUUCAUAAAGAAGCUGCAGCCUUAAGUCGCUUAAUAUAUCGAAUGAAGAACAAAUUUCGUAGUGACAAAGGAUUAAGAAGCAUGGUUAACUUGAACAAAAUAUUAAUUAAUUAUUAUAAUAUGGCUUUGCUGAAGGAAUAUAAGGACUUGCGAUCUAAUAUUGAAACCGAAGAUGGAAUUCAUAUAUUACCAAGUAAACAAAUGCUGGAAUAUGUACUUGUGAGAACACAAGGUUUUGCAAAGCUUAUGUCUAAAAUAGAAAUUACAGCAAGAUACGCUGCACAUUUUUUAAAAGCACGAAUUCAAUUGGGUCAUGCAUGGAGUAUUGCUUUAAUCGCUUAUGCUACUGUGAGCAGAAUUUGGUUUUGCUCAAGACAUACACUUAGGAAAUCUUGUAACUGGUACAACAGGCUGUAUAUUUGUUCAAAGAACUUUAAGUAUGUUGGUCUACCUUGGAUUCCAAGGAAUCAAAGCUUACCAAGCGAUUUGAAGUUAUGGCUCUCUUUAAACUGGCUACAUAUGAACAUGCAAGAUACAAAUGAACAAAAAGUAUUUGAUGAAUUUGUGGCAAAAGUGUACAAUACAAAUGAAAUUAAUUUGAAUAUAUCUAACAAGAACUUCAAAAUUGAUUUUCCAAAACUAUCACAAGAAAAUGCUUCAACCCAUAAUGUAUUAAGUGAAGAAUCAGACAAUGAUGAUAUAAAUGAUAUUGGAGAAGUAAUAGCCCGAGGGACUUUUGAGAGAAAUUUUCCAAAAGUGUCACCUAAUACUGAAAUUCCUCUAUCAAGGAAGCGUAAACAUGUAAAUACCAAUAAUGAAGAAAAAACGACGAGAAAACGGAAAAUUAAAUAGAAAAAAAACAAAAAAGGGAAUUAAUGUGAUACCAAAGCUGAAAACCAAAUCAAUGAAAACGAGAUUGAUUCAUUUUAAGUACAUCUUUUAUAUAUAAGACUAUUAUACUCAUUAAAAUAUGAUGUAUAUGAAUUAAUCUGUGAUAAAAUAGAUAUGUAUAUCAUACUGAUAUAUAUAUUUAGUUAAAAAAAUAAUUCUGUAAAUGUAAAUAAUUGAUAUUUUUAAUAUACAAAUUUUUAUAUAUGUUGUGUGUGUAUAUAUUAUCAUCCUAUACAUUUUUUGAAAUAAAGUUAGAUUAAUCGAGAGUGAUAAGAUGUAUUCAUAUCACUCGUGCAUAAUGAUAUACAUAUAAAAUCAGACGAAAGAUUUGUAUAUUAUGUAAAGAAUUAUAUCCAUAUAUCUGCUGCAAUACUUUUAAUUGCAAUUGAGAUCAUCGACAAGUAAAUUAUCUUAUGGGGAGAAAGAGAAAAGCUGACGGGGGAGAAACAAAAAUGACAUAAUACAACUCUAAUUAAAUGCGAAGUUAAUAACAUUAAAGCACACAAUAACUAAUUUCUGUCGAGGAUAUUUCGAUAUUUCCGUAUUUAUAUAUAAGAUAUAUCGUGUAAUGA
Messenger RNA from Cataglyphis hispanica, 1730 nucleotides. RefSeq lists its product as uncharacterized. The coding region runs from base 115 to 1119 and encodes 334 amino acids. Gene Ontology annotation, biological process: positive regulation of Notch signaling pathway. Gene Ontology annotation, cellular component: nucleus. The record is from RefSeq and is a predicted model, not a curated record. NCBI's taxonomy places the organism in Eukaryota, Metazoa, Arthropoda, Insecta, Hymenoptera, Formicidae. The transcript is spliced from 5 exons.